CACAUAAUAUAAAAAAAAAAAAAAAAAAAAAAAAAACAUUUCUCGUGAAGCUGACAAACAAAGUGACCAUGUUGCAGUGUAGGAAAGAAUUCCUCGUGGUCAUUUUAGCAAGCACUUUAACUGUGGCUCCAAAAUCAGCCCUUGGAUCGGUCUUUGGAACACUGCAGAGACUGAGAGAGGUAGACGACGCCCUUAUCCACGCUGAAAAAUCCCUAGAUGAUCUCUACAAUCUGAUCGAGACGGUCAUUGGAACAACAACAUCUGAGACGACAUCUACGUCCUUAGAGCCUACAGAGUCUUCACGGGAAACAAGUAGCUCAUUAUUAACAUCUACUGCUACUCCUUCGUCAUUUUCAACAAGUGGAACUUCCACCAAAGGACCAACUACUCACCUUUCGGAGACUACAUCUACAUCCUCAGAGCCUACAGAGUCAUCACAGGAAACAAUAAGUUCAUCAUUGACAGUUACUGAUACUCCGUCAUUUUCAACAAUUGAACCUUCUACCAACAGACCAAGUGCUUUGCCUCCCACGAUCCUUCCAACAUCUAACAGUUCCACAAGUCCACAUUCUGUGUCUAUUAAGAGAACUUCUGCAGGUGUAAGUUCCUCAACACCGGCUCAGAAUACGCUACUCAACGAGCUUCCUAUAGAUACAAAUUCUCUUUUACCAAUGGCUUCAUUUAUCCGAGAAAUCUUAAGGACUAAGAAAUACGCAAGGAAUGAAGCUCUGGUUUCAAUAUCUUCCUUAUAUCGUCUGUCACCGGGGUCGUUCUUGAAAACGACCCUCAGAAACUUAGUACACCCUCUUCUAGUUGGCAGUGAAAACAGUGCCUCUGGAUUUUCCAUAUCAGGAAAUGAAAAAAGUUUCCAAAGAAUGAAAGAACUACUUCAUGACAAGACGAUCAAGGUAUCUGGUCAAGAAGGUCUGUCUCCAGCUCUGACAAACUUAGACAUGGCAACAGCUGGCAAUCUGAGUGAUUCUACCUUUGGGGAAUUAUUGUCCAGUGUCAAAAACUCACUGAUAACUGGAUUGAAUAAUCAGUUUCAAUCAUCACCAAAGGAUCAAUUCGUUAUUAAUUUGAAAUGGUUACUAUCGACAUGGAAAGUUAUGGAGAAAGAAGAAAAGACAAAUAAUUCGGAGGAAACAACUAAAAUAAACACAUCAGAUAAAAAGGCUACAAAAAGCGUAUCAGAUAAAACAACUACAAAAAGUAUAUCUGAAAAAACAACUACAGUUACCACAUCAGCUGACACAACUAAAAUAACUACACCAGGAAAAACAACUAAAGUUACCACAUCAGCUAAAUCAACUAUAAUAACCACACCAGGAAAAACAACUAAAGUUAUCACAUCAGCUGACACAACUAAAAUAACUACACCAGGAAAAACAACUAAAGUUACCACAUCAGCUAAAUCAACUAAAAUAACCACACCAGGAAAAACAACUGCAGCAACCACAUCAGCUGGAACAACUCAAACAACCACAUCAGAGAGAACAACUAGAUUAAGUACACCCUCUCCUACAGUGAUGACCACGAGUACGACACAGGCCACAGUUUCCACAACACCUAAGACACCCGCAUCAUGGAGAAACGAAACAACUGCUGUUGUGCAGGCGAUGCAACAAAUUAUGCUGCAGAUCGACGAUGGAAAUGCUGACCACACGCACGCUUUUGAACUAGAGCAGUCGGCUAGUUUACUAGACGGCUUAGUUCUAGAAGGAAAAGAAUUUGAAGAAGUUGGUCAACUGAAUGUCAGCUCUGGUGAUUUGGCCCAAGUGGCUUCUGUCAAGAAAGUUGCCCAGACCUCUGAAGAGACCAUCAAAGAAAAGAUUGAUGAAGCAGAGAAAGACGAGCAGGAGUUGGUCGUGACUAUAGUGAUGCUUUCCCUGUUAUUCGUCGCGGUCUUGGUAGCCCUAAUCAUAGCGUUCAUUCGGCCCUGGUCAAGUCGGUUCAAGAUUCCCAAAAGCAAUGGCAGGUCAAGACGCUCUGCCAACCCUACGGGUGAUCCUGAACAGUUUGAGAACACCAGAUACCAGGACAACGCCCAGGCGAUGAGUCUAGGGGAGGUUCACACCAGGUCCGAGUGAACGAGACUCAUUUUAAAGACUAUUUUUUGUUUAUUUUAAGGGUAUUUGAAGCCACAUUUCACUUUUCAUAUAAAAAAAAGCUUUUAAAGAGCGUUUUUUGUUUAUUUGUAAGGACAUUUAAACCCCAUAAACUGGAGUGUUAU
This is a messenger RNA of Macrobrachium nipponense, 2233 nucleotides long. RefSeq names its product mucin-2-like. Lineage: Eukaryota; Metazoa; Arthropoda; Malacostraca; Decapoda; Palaemonidae. The record is from RefSeq and is a predicted model, not a curated record. The transcript is spliced from 4 exons. The coding region runs from base 69 to 2090 and encodes 673 amino acids.